This is a messenger RNA of Alternaria incomplexa, 957 nucleotides long. RefSeq lists its product as uncharacterized. The transcript is spliced from 6 exons. NCBI's taxonomy places the organism in Eukaryota, Fungi, Ascomycota, Dothideomycetes, Pleosporales, Pleosporaceae. Bases 1 to 957 code for a protein of 318 amino acids. The record is from RefSeq and is a predicted model, not a curated record.
AUGGAGGCCUCAGAAGAUCGCAUCACGGAGAAAGUGCAGUCGCUGAGCGAUCUGGAGCUUGCCGUUCUCAUCUGCUUGGUCGCAGAUCAACAUUGCAUCAUCGAAGCGGAAAGGCAACUGACCCGUGACGUGCUUGAGGAGUUGAAGCUCGUUGCUACCAAUACUUUCGGACUAACAUGGGCUGUACUGGAAUGCACCGAGCACACCACGCUGGAUGAUUUCGGAAGCGGAAUCCUUGUGAGAGGAGAAGAGAACGACUACUUCGGCAAUAAAGCUGGGCGUGGUAGAGGGGAGCUGAUACGAGGCAAGCGGAACUUCACGAGGACAGCAGUACAUGCGGCCCCGAAACCAUUCUUGUUCAUUGCCUUGAAUGCUUCAGAUACACCGCGAUUAACCAUGCAUCUGAAUGAUCAGUUCUUCAUCUCGCACAAGCAUCAAGCAGAUGAUGGACUGCCAAAUCUUGAAGAGCUGCAAGAAAAGAAUCAUGCAUCAGACGACGGCGCAUCAAUGUCUUCCGUAGUUCACACGCCGCCAUUUCAACCAGGAAAGCAUAAGCCGCAGCAAGCAUUAUUCCUGCCUGAUGACCUCGAGACCUUGACGAAGCUGGUAUCGCAAGUCAGGAUCAGUUCCGAAGUAAGAGCCUAUCUGUAUAAUAUCAUCGUGUUCAUGAGGCUGCACCGAGCAGUUGCAGGCGGUAUCUCUGCGUUGGCAACAAGACACUUCAACACGCUGGCACAUACGCUCGCCCCACUUCACGGCCUCGACUACAUUUCCCCGUCCAUGAUCGCCCUUGCUGCUCGCAAGAUAUACCCACACCGCAUUGUCAUCACUGCACCAGAGAACGAGCGCAGCAUGCAAUGGGGCAGCUCGCUCGAAGCGGUCAAGGCUGUUCUUGAAGGUGUCACGGUUGAGGAUGUCAUCGAGGAAGUGCUAGAAUCAGUGGAGGUUCCGCUGUAG